Aspergillus ochraceoroseus IBT 24754 is the source of this 2048-nucleotide messenger RNA. It is a transcript of the gene ilv3, whose product is annotated as dihydroxy-acid dehydratase ILV3. Gene Ontology annotation, molecular function: dihydroxy-acid dehydratase activity. Gene Ontology annotation, biological process: branched-chain amino acid biosynthetic process. The record is from RefSeq and is a predicted model, not a curated record. The transcript has 3 exons. Lineage: Eukaryota; Fungi; Ascomycota; Eurotiomycetes; Eurotiales; Aspergillaceae. Gene Ontology annotation, cellular component: mitochondrion. The coding region runs from base 104 to 1948 and encodes 614 amino acids.
CCUCCUUUUUCAUUCCACUGUGCUCUCUUUCUUCCCCUCUUGAUCCUUACUUUAAAGCCUCUUGUGGUCUGCUGUGAACUGCGGGCUCUCUCCACAGAUCGCAAUGCUUCUCUCUCAGACCCGGGGCCGUCUGCCCUCGACUCUGCGGAGCUUGACGACUCGAGCUUCCAUUCGUUCCCUUUCUACUACCCUCCCUAAGCAAAAGGCCUCUGCUGCCGACGAAGAAAAACCCAUCCUCAACAAGGUCUCCCGUCAUGUCACACAGCCCAUCUCCCAGGGCGCCUCCCAGGCCAUGCUCUACGCCACGGGCCUCACCGAAGCCGAUAUGAGCAAGGCCCAGGUUGGUAUCUCGUCCGUCUGGUACAAUGGAAACCCCUGCAACAUGCAUCUGCUGGACCUGAACAACCGGGUGCGCGAGGGCGUGCAGAAGGCCGGCUUGGUCGGCUUCCAGUUCAACACGGUCGGCGUCAGUGAUGCCAUCAGCAUGGGUACCGAUGGUAUGCGCUUCUCCCUCCAGAGUCGCGAUCUGAUCGCCGAUUCCAUCGAGACCGUGAUGGGAGGACAAUGGUAUGACGCCAACAUCAGUAUCCCCGGCUGCGACAAGAACAUGCCCGGGGUGUUGAUGGCCAUGGGACGCGUGAACCGCCCCAGUCUGAUGGUUUACGGUGGUACCAUCAAGCCUGGCUGCGCCUCGAUGCAGGGCAACGCCGAUAUCGAUAUCGUCUCUGCCUUCCAGGCUUAUGGACAGUUCAUCAGCGGUGAAAUCAACGAGCCCCAGCGGUUCGAUAUCAUCCGUCACGCCUGCCCCGGCGGCGGCGCCUGCGGUGGUAUGUACACGGCCAACACCAUGGCCACGGCCAUCGAAGUCAUGGGUAUGACUCUCACGGGAUCCUCCUCCAACCCCGCCGAGUCCGAGGCCAAGUACGCCGAGUGUCUGGCUGCGGGUGAGGCCAUCAAGAGGCUGCUCGUGGAGGACAUCCGCCCCUCGGAUAUCCUGACGCGCCAGGCGUUCGAGAACGCCAUGAUCGUGGUCAACAUCACCGGUGGAUCCACCAACGCGGUGCUGCACUUGAUCGCAAUCGCCGACUCUGUGGGCAUCAAGCUCACCAUCGACGACUUCCAGGCUGUGUCCGACCGCACUCCUUUCCUCGCGGAUUUGAAGCCCUCCGGAAAGUACGUCAUGGCCGAUCUCCACAACAUCGGAGGUACCCCCGCGCUGCUCAAGUUCCUGCUCCGCGAAGGCAUCAUCGACGGAUCCGGCAUGACUGUCACCGGUGAGACCCUGGCCAAGAACCUCGAGAAGGUGCCCGACUUCCCUGCCGACCAGAAGAUCAUCCGGCCCUUGUCCAACCCCAUCAAGCCCACCGGCCACAUCCAGAUCCUGCGUGGCUCUCUGGCUCCGGGUGGCAGUGUUGGUAAGAUCACGGGUAAGGAGGGAACCGUGUUCACCGGUAAGGCGCGUGUCUUCAACAACGAGGACGACUUUAUCACCGCUCUGGAGCGGAAGGAGAUCAAGAAGGAAGACAAGACUGUUGUGGUCAUCCGGUAUACCGGACCCAAGGGUGGACCUGGCAUGCCUGAAAUGCUAAAGCCCUCUUCCGCCCUCAUGGGCGCUGGUCUCGGAUCCUCCUGCGCCCUAAUCACCGACGGCCGCUUCUCCGGCGGCUCUCACGGGUUCCUGAUCGGGCACAUUGUCCCCGAAGCCGCCGUGGGCGGACCCAUCGGUCUCGUCAACGACGGCGACGUGAUCACCAUCGACGCGGACAACCGGGUCCUGGAUCUCGCCGUGGACGAGAGCGAGCUCGCGCAGAGAAGAACGCAGUGGGAGGCCGACAAGGCGGCGGGCAAGCUGCCCAAGACUGGACUGGAGUUGCGGGGAACUCUUGGAAAAUAUGCUCGGAGCGUGCAGGACGCAAGUCACGGGUGUAUUACCGAUGCGCUUGAUUAGAUGAUUCUCUCUCUAUCGGACUGUCUGCUGUAUACUUGUACGUACUCUGUAGGAUGAUUAAUUUUGCGUAAUAGCCGAAUGAAAAGCAAUUACUUAUCAC